Messenger RNA from Cercopithifilaria johnstoni, 783 nucleotides. NCBI's taxonomy places the organism in Eukaryota, Metazoa, Nematoda, Chromadorea, Rhabditida, Onchocercidae. The record is from the annotation of a GenBank genome assembly.
AUGGUUUUUAAAAUAAGAGUGCAUUGUCGUUCGUUUUGCUUGUUGGCAUAUUGCUCAUAUUUUAUUCCACAAGCGAACUGCACUUACGGAGACGUCGGAGAAACUUUCGGUUUCGCAAUUGUCAUAGAAUCUGCAUUUCUUAAUGUCGCCGUUCAAUUCGAUUAUAUUUUCGUGGAGUACGGUUGGUGGAUAGUGGGAGCUCUUAUAGUGUUUCAGUUCGUAUAUAAAAGAUUUAUUUCACCGUUGAUUCAAGAUAUCCAACGGAGAAAGGAGUUAGAAAGGAGGAAAAAAUUCGACACUGAACUACAGGAAGCAUACGGAGAUCGUAUACGAAUAGCUCGUGAACAAGCUCAACGGGAACUGGACAACAGAGUAGUCGAGGCACAUAAACAUUUGGAAGUAAAGAAGCAGGAGAGACUGCAAGGCAUUAUGGAAAAAACGUUAUCAGGAAUACCGAAUGAUUUAUACACGUUUGUUACCGGUUUAAUAAGUUCGACUCCGGUUGUUGUUUUCAGCAAAACUUAUUGUCCAUAUUGCAUGAAUGCGAAACGAGCACUAAGUACAUUUCGAAUGCGGGAUGAUUUGUACAAAAUCAUUGAAUUGGAUAAAAGAGACGAUUGCGACAAAAUCCAAGAUAUAUUACUACAAAUAACAGGAGCUAGAUCAGUGCCACGUGUUUUUAUUGGUGGUAAAUGUAUUGGAGGUGGUGAUGACACAGUAGCCGCACAGAAGAAUGGACGUCUAGAAAAAAUGUUGAAAGAUGCCGGUGAGACUUGUUUCUAA